UUCACACAUUAGUUACGGUCACACAGAUUAUUAUAAUGUUAGAUUUGUUGUUUUGUUUACUACCAAUUUGAUUUUAAAAAUAUUGGCUAACUGCCGACUUGCAUCCAAUUUCUGGCCAAGAUGAAUAUCACCAGCUCCCCAAAGGUGUUGAUGAAGUGUCGGAUUUGCCUAGGCGAUUCUGAGGAGCAGACAAUGAGUUCUCUUUUUGACGAUGAGGCUGAAAACGAUGACCUGCUGAUCGAGAAGGUUGAGUUCUGCUGCGGCAUAAAGGUUCGUCAAUCUGCCAAGAUGCCAACCAAAGCCUGCCACAGCUGUACCGAAUUCGUUCAAAUGUGGUGCAACUUCCGUCAGAUGUGCCUAAACUCACAGGUGUACUGGGAAACAAGUUUUCCUGAUUCGGAGAGACCGGAGGAUUUGCUCCAAGCCAGCGACGGCGAGUACAUGGAGUAUCUGUACGAAAAACUGCAGCUGAAUUCGGGCCUUGAAAACAAUUACCAGGAGGAGAUCAGCCAAACGACAGAGGAAGAGCAACAACUGGAGGAUAACGUGCAGGAAGUGCUCGAUGUCAACGGGUACAUUAUAGACGAACAAAUCGAAGAGGAAAAUGAGACCGUUAAGGAGAGUCCUGAACAAAUUUUGAUUUCCCACCUGGACGCAUACGUUAGUAAUCCAGAAAUGGAAGAAACCAUUGAAGAUAAGCUUGUAGAGGAUUCUUCCCUUCUAAACGAGGAGUACUAUGAGGUCGACUACGAAGAACUCCACGAAGAUGAUUUUCUUUCAACCUCACCUUCGCCGGAUCCCAGCCCAAAAGAGGACCCACGCAAUUCAGGACGGUUCCGCAAACUGGGAAGGCCCCGCAAGCCGGACAGCGAACUUAAGUUCAAGCGGAAGGAGAUCAGCGCACAGGGAAAGGCGACCAAGUCAAAGAUAGAGGACAAAUUAGUGUGCAACCUGUGUGGCAACGUCUUUUACAAGAAAUCCAUGUUCACAGCUCAUUUGAUGACCCAUACGGAAUAUAAACCACACCAAUGCGAAAUCUGCAACAAAGCCUUUCGUCAAAUGGGCGAGCUGCGAGCCCACAUUCGUCGUCAUACCGGCGUUCGUCCUUACAAAUGCAUGUAUUGCGACCGCCACUUCUACGACCGGAGCGAAAGGGUUCGCCAUGAGCGGGUACACACAAAUACUCGACCUUACGCCUGUCAGGAGUGCGGCAAGACCUUCACGCACACAGCCAUCCUCAAGAAUCACCUCCUGGUGCACUCCGGCGAGAAAAAUUACAGCUGUGACAUAUGCUCCAAGUCAUUCACCCUGCUGCAUCAACUGAAGGCCCAUUUGCAGACCCUCACCCACCGCAACAAAUUGGAGAGCUCCAUACCCAACUCCACGGACUUCACGCAGAGCUAAUGCUCUGCCA
This is a messenger RNA of Drosophila gunungcola (fruit fly), 1414 nucleotides long. Its product is annotated as zinc finger and SCAN domain-containing protein 12. The record is from RefSeq and is a predicted model, not a curated record. Gene Ontology annotation, biological process: regulation of transcription by RNA polymerase II. NCBI's taxonomy places the organism in Eukaryota, Metazoa, Arthropoda, Insecta, Diptera, Drosophilidae. The transcript is spliced from 4 exons. Gene Ontology annotation, molecular function: zinc ion binding; RNA polymerase II cis-regulatory region sequence-specific DNA binding; DNA-binding transcription factor activity. Gene Ontology annotation, cellular component: nucleus. Bases 121 to 1404 code for a protein of 427 amino acids.